GGCGGUGCUGCUGUUUUGCUGUCGAGUCACCUCUGUGGGGAUGGAGGAAAACCAGCCGCUAUAAUGCUGCAACGGAGCAUCUCAGAUCAGGACACUUAGACACAAACCGUAGUUUAUCGUGAAUAUCGAACCGUUACCGGGAGGUUUUUUUUUUGGCAAAAAUGAUGGAGGAAAUCGACAGGUUCCAAGUGCCUCCUGUCAACGGAGAGACGCAACCUUUGGAUCCGGCAGCCUCCUCCAAUUCGGAAGCUGACGCUGAUGCCAAAGGAGAGACGGUGUCUAUGAACUACAAGCCCUCACCGCUGCAAGUCCAAAUAGAGAAACAGAGGGAUCUUGCCAGGAAGGGAUCAGUGAAGAAUGGCACUGUGGGUAGUCCUGUCAAUCAACAACCUAAGAAGAAUGCUCGGACAAGGUUGGUGGUGCCAAAUAAAGGCUACUCCUCUUUAGACCAGAGCCCAGAUGAGAAGCCCCUCGUGGCACUGGACACCGACAGCGAUGACGACUUCGACAUGUCCAGGUACUCAUCAUCGGGAUACUCCUCGGCCGAGGUGAGAUGUCUGAGGGACCAGCAAAUCAACCAGGACCUCAACAUCCAGCUCCUGAAGGACGGCUACCGACUGGAUGAGAUUCCAGAUGACGAGGACCUGGAUCUGAUCCCGCCCAAAGCCGUCAACCCCACUUGCAUGUGCUGUCAAGCUCCUCCCUCCACAGCGUGUCAGAUCCAGUAGCACCGCCCUCCUCUUUACGCAGGAAAAAAAAAAAUUACAGAGUGGGUUGAACAGUUUGCACACCUUUAGAAGCAGAAAAAGAAGAAGAAAAAAAGUGUUUGUAAAAGUAGAAGAUGGAGGUAGGUAACACCAAUGGGUCUUGUGCACGCGCAUUCCUCCUAUGGUUGGAUGUGUGCACCUUCUGCCUUGUAUGGUGAACUGCAAUGAUGGCACAAACAUGUGCUUGAAGGAAAAUGUCUUCACUUUUUUUUUUUUUCUCACAAGGACCAUACAGGACUGUUGAUUAGAAAUCGUUGGACAAAAGACGAAAUAAACACCUCUUAUGGAGAUAUGGAAUUAUUUCUUCUGCUUCUGGUAAAGGAUCGGAAUUUGUGCGGUUCCACACCGCCCUUGUCUGUUUUGUCUUCAUUUACUGUGUGUGUGUGUGUGUGUGUGUGUGUGUGUGUGUGUGUGUGUGUGUCUCCAACAUAAAGAUGUGUACGCGUGUGUACUACACAGCCCGAGAAGUGGCCUCAUCCAUUGGACUGCUCACCAUAAAGCACUAAAGGUAGUCCAAUUCUUAGUUUUCAAAUGUAACGUCUGUUUCAUCAUUGUGAGUAAAAAAAAAAAACCAAAAAAAAAGUGAAAGCAAAAGGUUUGCAUGUUUGCCUGUUUAAACUGCCGAAUGGCCAACUUGUGCAUAUAAUGGCUCACUCGUCAUCGUACCGUCGGACAUCAUUCGCCGUAAUAUAUUAUUGUUGUUCGUAUUAUUUUUUUUUUCUUUGAGGAGCCAUUUGUAAGGAAUGGCAACAGAGCAGUUUGUUAGCCAAUGACAACCCAGGCGUCGUUAUGAAAGGAGUAUCUUGUCCUGAGAAUUUAGCAAGAAAUGGUACAAAAUGCUAUCAUGUCAUCUCCGAAACAUCAGCAUCAUUGCACGCGCGUGUGGGCUAUGUGUGCAUGCAACAGCCUCCACAAAACUCUGAAGCUCCAAAAAAAUGGGUCAUAUUUAGCAAAAGGAACGUUAUCAUUUUAAAGCCAUUAUGGGUUAUGUUAUUUAUGGCAAGGGUCAUUUUGUCUGGAGAAUCUGAGCAUACAAAGUGUCUGUCAUUUUUUUUAUUUUUUUAUUUUUUAUAACUAGUUGCUGUGCAUUAGUUUUUGUACCAGAUCCUCCUAAUUUCUCAUGACAACCUCACUGGAUUAGAAAGUGUUCAAUGUGCAAUUUACUCCACUUGCUGUGAAGUUUAAUUUAAAAAAAAAAAAAACAUGACUUCGGUGGCCACAUUUUUAUUUUUUAAUUUUUUUUUAAUUUGAGUUUUCCGAGUCAAAGAAAGUGUAAAAUAUUUCAAGUUAUUCAGUUUUAUUUAAAGUGUGAUUUUUGUUGUUUUUGUACAUAUCCCACCUGAUGUACUGUAUAUUUUGGACAGAUAUCCAUAACACCUGCCAUAACUUUUUAUUGUCACUGCCAAUCACCUUUUUUUUUUCCACACGGUCGCUUUGUGUUUACGACGCAACUUGCAUUCAGUUAAAGUCAUUUCCCGGUAUGUGCUUUUGUGUGAAUUUGUCCUGAUAAAAGUGACCCGAAAAGACCAAGGCUUCCAAGUUUCUCAAAACAAUGUUGGUUUUGUUCCACUCCCUCGUGUGCCAAUAGUGACCAAUUAGCUGAUAUACUGUGUGCAUACGUAACACAACGGUGAAAAAAAAAAUGGUGUAUUGAAUUUACUCAAUUUUAUUUCAUCAAGUUGGUUGCAUGAAAUAAAAUUAUCUGGAUCAUGACAUAAUAUUUUAAGUAUUUAAAAAAAAGCUUUAAAAAUGAUCGUGUCGAUUGUGUGCAGCCACUUGACAUCAUAGAAUUGAGUGAAUUGAACAGUGUACUUGCGUAGCAACUUGUACCUGUCAGUCUUACCUUUAUACCAAACACGAAUUACAAUAAUAAAGGGACUUCUUGUGAUCAUGCUUCCUAACUUGGUUCUAAUGCUGUAUGUUGACACCCUUUGUUAAAAUUAAACUUACAUUGAGACGUACAAUAUACAUAAAAUAUCUUUUUGGGGUUAUUUAUGUCGUUAAAGUACCGCAUAUGAGGUCAUAUUUUGGUCUUCUGAAAUGGACAAAUUGUACAAAGUGCAGUGAGUGUCCGCAUACUGUCUGCCCAUUUUGGAUUUGACUAAAACCAAACUCGUAAGGUGCCAGCGUUGCUGCCAACUUCUGUCUACAGCAAACUUUUACAGUAGAUUGUGUCAAAGAUGUGUGUCAGUAACGGUAAUUCUGAUUCCGUUACGUCCAUAACGAUGCAUCAUCACGCAUAUUUAUUUGCAGUUGUACAAUUUUAAAUUCUUUUCCAACUCAACGACUGUUUUGCUUAUUAUGAUGACUGUACAAUGAUUCCAUUUAGACUUCACGCUGUUCAAGUUCUGUGUAAAGUGCAAAAUGUCCCCCCACCACCAAAAAAUAAAUAAAAGCUAGCUGAA
Hippocampus zosterae (dwarf seahorse) is the source of this 3172-nucleotide messenger RNA. RefSeq names its product family with sequence similarity 219 member Aa (gene fam219aa). NCBI's taxonomy places the organism in Eukaryota, Metazoa, Chordata, Actinopteri, Syngnathiformes, Syngnathidae. The transcript is spliced from 6 exons. The record is from RefSeq and is a predicted model, not a curated record. Bases 162 to 728 code for a protein of 188 amino acids.